UUGGGGGGAGAGGAAAGUGGCUGCAGGCGUCUCUCGGAUUUCACAGCUUUCAUGGCUGAUUUGGUUAGGUGGUUGUGUGUGGAGGGGGGGAGUACAGGUGUCUUUGCCCCCUACUAGUCCAAGAAUUCCUCUUUGUCUUCCUUGGAAAAUCCUCUCUGGAGCCACCAACUGGCUCUCACUUAGAAAGAAUGCAGCCUGCUGUCCAGCCCGGUGACGUCAGCGCUGGAGUAUUUGGAAAACAAAGAGGGUUGGGGAGGGAGGCGGACCCGCGACGCUUAAAGACCUCUCCCUGCCGCAGGCUACCCUUGCCCUCUCGUCCUGGGCGCACUGGCCGCUACUGGAGCUUGAGGUCCCGGGUCCGGGUAGUACGAGAGCCCUGGCGGGGUGCGAGCUGACUUACAGACUAGCUUUGGAGAGCGAGAGGCCAGGCAAAGGCUGCAGACGCAUGCUUGCUUAGAAAGGCGGCUUUCAGAGAUUGCAGCGCGCUACCGAAGCAGAGGCGCACGGCUGGGGUAGGGGAGAGCUAUUUAGUAACCGCUCAGCGGUGCUCUGGGGCCAGGUGCCUGCUGGUCAUUGUCUAGGCAGGUGUGUGCAAGCCAAAGAAGCAUGAGGACGCUGGAAGGCUCCUCUGGAACAGUUCUGCACCGCCUCAUCCAGGAGCAGCUUCGCCAUGGCAACCUGACUGAGACGCGCACAUUGCUGGCCAUCCAGCAACAGGCUCUGAGGGGUGGGGCUGGAGCUGGGAGCGCGGGGAGCCCCCAGGCCUCUCUGGAGAUCGCAGCACCUGAGGACAGUCAGGUGCUACAGCAAGCGACCAGGCAGGAGCCCCAGGGCCAGGAGCACCAGGGUGGUGAAAGCCACCUAGCAGAGAACACCCUCUACCGGCUGUGCCCACAACCCAGCAAAGGCGAGGAGCUGCCCACCUAUGAAGAGGCCAAAGCCCACUCGCAGUACUAUGCAGCCCAGCAGGCAGGAUCCCGGCCACAUGUUGGGGACAGGGAUCCUCGAGGAGGCCCUGGAGGCAGCCGGCGGCAAGAUGAGGCUCUGCGGGAGCUGAGGCAUGGCCACGUGCGCUCCCUGAGCGAACGUCUCCUGCAGCUGUCCCUGGAGAGGAAUGGUGCCCGGGCUCCCAGCCACAUGAGCUCCUCCCACAGCUUCCCACAGUUGGCCCGAAGCCAGCAGUGCCCUCCACCUCGGGGCGCCCUUGCAGAGGGUCCAGAGCCCCGUGGGCCCCCACCUCAGUACCCACACAUUGUACUUGCUCAUGAGACUACAGCUGUCACCGACCCAAGGUACCGCACCCGUGGCAGCCCACACUUCCAGCAUGCAGAAGUCAGGAUCCUGCAGGCCCAGGUGCCUCCUGUAUUCCUCCAACAGCAGCAGCAGUACCAGUACCUGCAGCAGCCCCAGGAGCACCCCCCACCCCCACAUCCAGCCACUCUUGGUCAUGGUCCCCUGAGCUCCCUCAGUCCUUCUGCAGUAGAGGGGCCAGCAAGUGUCCAGGCCACCCCAGGCAGUGCCCACCUGGCACAGAUGGAGACUGUGCUGAGAGAGAAUGCCAGGCUGCAGCGGGACAAUGAGAGGCUGCAGAGGGAGCUGGAGAGCUCUGCGGAGAAGGCAGGCCGCAUUGAGAAGCUGGAGAAUGAAAUUCAGCGGCUCUCCGAGGCCCACGAGAGCCUAACGAGGGCCUCUUCCAAGCGAGAGGCCCUGGAGAAGACUAUGCGGAACAAGAUGGACAGUGAAAUGAGGCGACUACAGGACUUCAACCGCGAUCUUAGAGAGAGAUUGGAAUCUGCAAACCGUCACCUGGCAAGCAAGACCCAGGAGGCCCAGGCGGGCAGUCAGGACAUGGUGGCCAAGCUGCUUGCUCAGAGCUACGAGCAGCAGCAGGAGCAGGAGAAGCUGGAGCGGGAGAUGGCACUGCUGCGCGGUGCCAUUGAGGACCAGCGGCGGCGUGCCGAGCUGCUGGAGCAGGCUCUGGGCAAUGCUCAGGGUCGUGCUGCCCGAGCAGAGGAGGAGCUGCGCAAGAAGCAAGCGUAUGUGGAGAAGGUGGAGCGGCUGCAGCAGGCACUUGGGCAGCUGCAGGCCGCCUGUGAGAAGAGGGAGCAGCUGGAGCUGCGUUUGCGAACGCGCCUGGAGCAGGAACUCAAGGCCCUGCGUGCACAGCAGAGACAGACAGGCACCCCUACUGGUAGCAGCAGCAGUGGUGGGUCCUCAGAGCUCAGUGCCCUGCGACUGUCAGAACAACUUCGGGAGAAGGAGGAGCAGGUCCUGGCCCUGGAGGCAGACAUGACCAAAUGGGAGCAGAAGUACUUGGAGGAGCGGGCCAUGAGGCAGUUCGCCAUGGACGCAGCGGCCACUGCAGCUGCCCAGCGCGACACCACUCUUAUCCGACACUCCCCUCAGCCGUCACCCAGCAGCAGCUUCAAUGAGGGCCUGCUUGCAGGAGGCCACAGGCAACAGGAAAUGGAAAGCAGGUUGAAGGUACUCCACGCCCAAAUCCUGGAGAAGGACGCAGUGAUCAAGGUCCUUCAGCAACGCUCCAGAAAAGAUCCUGGCAAGGCCACUCAGGGUUCCCUGAGGCCUGCCAAGUCAGUGCCAUCUAUCUUUGUGGCUGCAGCAGGGACCCAGGGCUGGCAAGGACUCUCGUCUAGUGAGCGCCAAGUGGAUGCUCCUGCCCGGCUGACAGUAGACAGGGCAUCCAUGGAGGAGCCAAUAGCUACUGCUCCCCACCCUACCCAUGCCAAACACGGGAGUAAAGAUGGGAGCACCCAGACUGAUGGCCUGCCAGACAGCACCCCCACCUGCCUGGCACCCGAGCUCGACAGCCUCCUGGGGUGCAGCAGUGGCCAGAGGGCAGCCUCUAUGGACUCUGUAGCCUCAUCCCGCGUCCAGGACCUGUCGGACAUGGUGGAGAUAUUGAUUUGAAGGAAGGAGGUGGUACCUUUAGGACCUUGAAUUAUGCCUUCCCUUCCUCUGCCACUCUCUGCCAUUCCAGCAGCCCUUCCAACUACUGCUCCCUGCAUUACCCAACCACUGACUGUCUGUCCCCAGGAGUUUAGGAAGGGUGCUUCAUGGGAGAAGAGAGCUGAGAGUGCCGGCCAUCCAGAAGACUGCUUCUUAGGCCAUGUUCCUCCCGUGCCCAUGCAAAAGGAGGAUUGAGCCUUCACUCUCUCUCCUAGAAAGGAGCCGAGCCCCUCUGUCCUGACAGUUCACAUUCAGGCCAGGAGGGAGACUGAAUAUGUUGGUUUGGGGAGCCGAUUCCCAAAACUGACUGACCUUGGGCACCAGGUAUGCUGGUGUGGAAAUCAAGCCAGCCGUGUUAUUCUCUGGCUAAGUGUGGCCCCAGCAAAACUCCAUCUGCUUUUCCUGGGAUCACUCAGACUUGAAUCUUUUGGGGACUAUUGAGGGUGUGAGUCUGACAGAAGCCACAGCUUCACUCCAGUGAAGGGUGGGUUAAGGGCCAUUUGAGUGGACUGGGGGAUGGUGUAUGAUUUGUAUAUAGUUCCCUUCUUGGGGAACAGAAGAUGGAAGCAGCCGGUUGGGAUUCAUCUCUGUGGGCUGUGUUGCCCAUCCUGACUGGCACAGUUUUUGAAACUUCUGACUGGCUCCCUAGUUAUUCCAACUCCUCGAGUGCUUGGCCUGAAUUUGAUGCUAGUUGAUUCUUGGGAUGUUAGCUGCCUUUUCCUCCAUCUUGAGCCCUGAAUUAUGAGACCUGAAUCACCAGUCUUUUGAAAUGGCUCUACAGCUCCCGUCCCUAGGACAUCCUGUCAGUUUGGCUAUAAACCGAGCCAGAUGAAAUGAGCCACCACACAACAAACAUCUGCCAUGACCACCUGUGGCCUUGGGUGGCCCUACCCAACACCAGUUCUCUGCAGAAACUGGAGAAUUUGUUUUGCUCUCAUCAAUGUCUUUGUUUCCAUCUGGAGGGAUUGGGAGAGGGAUCAUCGAUGAGUUACAAGAAAUGACUCCAAAUAGUCUACUGAAUGGAGCCCCCGCUACAAAAUGGCACCUAUGAGGUUGGCUCCUCAAGCUACCCAUGCUCACCCCUGAAGCCGGGCCAGAUACUUGGGUUUAGGGUGAAGCAUCUUAUAUGGCAGCCGUGACUUUGACUUCUGGUCUUAAAGUCCCCCAAUUCAACCCCAGGAGUGAUUGGUGGGUUUUAGCAAGUUUUGUCUUUACUGUUUUUAGUUCUUCAAUCUUUUUUGUUUGUUUGUAUUGUUUUCCUUUUACUGUUUUUAGUUCUAUAUGUGUUUUAUUCGAAUGGUUCCUCAAGUUUUCUUUUUAAACAUUUGCAUUUGCUGGACAAUUGCAUAUUUUUUUAGUUCCCCAUCCCUGUUUAAAGCUGAAAAAUACAUUUGGUUCAUGUGCAUUGUUUACAAAGCAAAAAAAGAAAAAAAAAAACAGGAAAAAAAAGGCAAAAAAAUAUUGUGAAAGGAACAAAAACAACUUAAUAUAUUUUGGAUUAAUAUUUAGUAUUUCUUUUAAAGUAUUUUUUGUGCUGUGAACGUUUUCUGCCAAAGACCAUAAUGUGUGUCUGUAUGUUUAAGUUAUCGUAAAUAUUUAAAAUGUAAACAUGGCUGUUUUGUUAUGCCACCCUGUACCAGGAAUGCUACUGCAUUCCACUGGGUAUAACAGUAUUUUAAUAAAAAAAAUUA
Messenger RNA from Castor canadensis (American beaver), 4658 nucleotides. It is a transcript of the gene Amotl2, whose product is annotated as angiomotin like 2. Gene Ontology annotation, cellular component: plasma membrane; cytoplasmic vesicle; bicellular tight junction. Gene Ontology annotation, biological process: hippo signaling; actin cytoskeleton organization; angiogenesis. The record is from RefSeq and is a predicted model, not a curated record. NCBI's taxonomy places the organism in Eukaryota, Metazoa, Chordata, Mammalia, Rodentia, Castoridae.